UAUCAGAGAAAAAGUAGAAUGAUAACAGGAGGGUGGGCACAGAGAUCUAACUGAAAUCUAAAUUAUCUAUAAAAGAUGGCAAGAUUCUCGCUGGGUAGAGAUGAUGACGACAGCGGCGAAGGGUCGAGCAGCCCCAAUGGGAAAAGGCAGAGAAGAGAUGAACAACACAAAGAAGACGACGAUGAAGAAGAAGAAGAAGAAGAAGGAAAAAGGAGAAGGGUGAUUCAUGGAAAAGGAUCCGAGAGUGAUGAAGAGGAUGGCAUCUCCAUGACCCUUACGGACCCUGAUGUGUUGGACUGUAUCAUCUGCAUGGAACCCUUGAUCCCUCCAGUCUUUCAGUGUGACAACGGACACAUUGCAUGUUCCACAUGCUGCACCAAGAUUGGAAACAAAUGUCCCUCUUGCUCUUGGCCAAUUGGGUACAGCCGUUGCCUGGCCAUUGAGAAAGUCGUUGAAUCAAUUAAAAUAUCCUGCCAAAAUGCACAAUAUGGCUGCAAAGAAAGAUUUGGCUAUGCUCAAAAAGUAAACCAUGAGGAGACAUGCAUCUACGCACCAUGUUUAUGCCCGCUUUCAGACUGCACCUUCGUUGGGUCAUGUGAACAACUGUCACGGCACUUCACUUGCAAACAUUGGGCUUCUGCUAGACGUUUCCAUUACAACUGCCCUAACCCUGUUUUUUUAGACAAAAGUGAGCAUUUCCUUGUUUUCCAAGGGGAGGAGGAUGGUCUUCUCUUUCUCCUCAAUAACCGCAUUGAAAGUAUUGGGAAUGCAAUCUCAGUAACCUGCAUUGGAACAAGCUCCUCAAAAGGAGGGUUCUUUUACGAUCUUAUUUCAAGAAGAGGAAGCACCUCUCUUAAGUUACAGUCUUACACAAAGUUUACUAAAGGGCAGACUGAAGGUUCUCCCAUGGAUUUUCUUCUCAUCCCUAAUAAUUUUAAUGGUUCUUAUAGUCAGCUCAAGUUGGAUAUUUGUAUUUGGAGUUCUAGAGAAUUUGAAUGAGCCACAGCCUGCUAUACUCACAUUCGAGAAGAUGAUGUAUGUUGAUGUAAAGUGCUAUCAUCCAUGUUUAAUUUAUGCUAGCUUCUGUAUUACCCUGUAAAAUAUUGUAUAGAACAGCUUUAUUGCCUCUGUGGUCAAUGAUGUGGUCCUAUAUUAAAUUUAAAUUGUUGAAUAGAACUGCAAACCAUACUUAAGUUUCUAA
Macadamia integrifolia is the source of this 1201-nucleotide messenger RNA. Its product is annotated as E3 ubiquitin-protein ligase SINA-like 10. Bases 76 to 999 code for a protein of 307 amino acids. The record is from RefSeq and is a predicted model, not a curated record. Gene Ontology annotation, molecular function: zinc ion binding. Lineage: Eukaryota; Viridiplantae; Streptophyta; Magnoliopsida; Proteales; Proteaceae. The transcript has 2 exons.